AUGGAUGCCAGGACCCGAUCACACGAUGAUUAUACGGUCGGAUGGAUAUGCGCCUUACCAGUGGAGACGGCGGCUGCGAAGCUGAUGUUGGAUAAUAUACACCCGCUUUUGCCUCGCCUGCCGAGGGACCAAAAUACAUACAUUUUUGGAAGCAUCGGGGAACACAAUGUCGUUAUUGCUAGUUUGCCGACUGGUGUACAUGGUAAUACGUCAGCUGCGACGGUUGGGAUGCAGUUGCUGUCUAGUUUUAACGCCAUCCGCUGCGGUUUUAUGGUUGGUAUUGGCGGCGGAGUACCAACCAGCAAUGCAGACAUUCGACUCGGGGAUAUUGUAGUGAGCCAGCCGACGGACACAUCUGGAGGCGUGAUCCAGUACGAUUUAGGGAAAGCGCUAAGCGGCGGCCAAUUCAAGCGAACCGGAAUGCUUAAUCGACCUCCCAAGGUUCUGUUGACUGCUCUCGCGAUUGUCCAAGCACAUCACCUCACAGAAGAUAGUCGGAUCAUCGAAUUUGUUUCCAACCUGCAAGCAAAAAUGGCGCCCCACAAAGCUACCAAAUUCACGCGACCGACGCAGGAGGAUUGUCUAUUCCAAGCAGAAUAUGAUCAUAUCAUAUCUGAUACCUGUGUUGAUUGCGAUAGAUCUAGAUUAGUUUCACGAACCCGACGAGAGCACCAAAAACUAGUCAUUCACUACGGACUCAUCGGAUCGGCAAAUCAAGUUGUGAAGGAUGGCAAGCAGCGAGAUCAGCUGGCUCAAGACUUAGGUAUAUAUUGUGUGGAGAUGGAAGCGGCGGGACUCAUGAAUGACUUUCCGUGUCUGGUCAUUCGGGGUAUCUGCGACUACGCCGACUCACACAAGAAUAAGGAAUGGCAAGGAUAUGCGGCGGCAGUGGCGGCGGCCUACGCGAAAGAGCUUCUCUUGGUGAUUGCAAUCGAUCAGAUCAACAGUACCCCAACUGCACGAGACACACUAGCAGACUCUGUCCACCGCUUUGACGUCCCAUUAGACCUGACGGCUGUGCCAGUGAUUGAAAGUUUUCUGGGACGGCAAGGUGAACUAGACCGACUCUGGCAGUAUUUACAGCCCACGGAUUCCCGAUCACGAAAGGUUGCAAUUGUUCACGGGCUUGGCGGGAUGGGAAAGACACAACUAGCGAUUCGUUUCGCACGAGACCGCAAGCACGAUUUCUCAGCCAUCUUCUGGCUGAGUGGCAAGGAUCGAGUCACAAUCUUGCAAUCCUUGAGCUCUAUCUUACCCCGAUUACCAGGGCAGUCACAUGCUGACGGGGCGAUGAAUGACGAGGAAGUGGAGCAACGAGCUAGAGAUGUGUUAAAGUGGCUAGCAAUAGAGGGAAACUCACGCUGGCUGAUCAUUUUCGACAACAUCGACCAAUACUCCCCUAGCCCCAUUGGUGAUGCAUAUGAUAUUGCUGAAUUCUUCCCUGGAGCCGACCAUGGCUCUAUUCUCAUUACCUCUCGGCUGCAAGGGUUGACGGAACUGGGAAAGUCAUUUCCUAUCCAUAGGCUUGACUUGAAGGAUGCGAUUCAACUGCUCUUACAAAGCAGCCGUCUAUCAAUGAAUAAUAUAGCUGAGGAGCUUAAGAGCAAUCCCGAUACCGUUGCUCUUGCGAACCGUCUUGAUGGACUUCCAUUGGCAAUCGUCAUCGCCGGGGCGUUUAUGCGUGAAACUGGAACCAGCAUCACUGAGUACUUACAGUACUACCAAGUAUCUUGGUCCGACCUACAGCUGCAAUCAAAUCCUGAACGCCAGUACCAGCAAGGCAAUAUGCUGCAAACAUGGAUGAUCUCAUAUCGUGAGAUUCAGAAGCGAGACACGAACGCAGCAGAAUUGCUUCUGUUCCUUGCUUGUUUCGAUAAUAGAGAUAUUUGGUAUGAACUCAUAAAAGGUAGCUGUCACAACUCAAAUCUCCCAAUUUGGCUCGAAAGAACUAUAUCAAACAGAAUUGCAUUUAAGAUCGGUGUCAAGGCUCUCAUCGGGUUCUCUCUACUCGAGGUUAAGGAACAAGGGGGCUACGCUAUGCACCCGGUGGUACAAGAUUGGUGCGUUCACCUCGCCAGCGCAGACAAAACUGUGAAUCCAAUCCAGCUUAAUGAGCUGGCAUUGGUAUCUGUUGGGUACACUGUCCCUAGUACAAGUGUCAGAAAUUAUUACGAGCUUCAGCAGCGGCUUAUUCCACAUGCGAACUAUGUACGUCAUAGGGAUUGUUCAGGCCAUAAUAUUUUGGUGUGGGAAGCAUUUGAUAAUUUAGGAAUCCUCUACUCUGAUCAGGGGAAGCUGAAGGAGGCAGAGGAGAUGUACCAGCGAGCACUGGCAGGCAACGAGAAGGCCCUGGGUCCUGAUCAUACGUCUACUCUUCGGACAGUCAACAACCUUGGGAAUCUCUACGCUGAACAGGGGAAGCUGAAGAAAGCAGAGGAGAUGUCCCAGCGAGCACUGGCAGGCAAGGAGAAGGCCCUGGGUCCUGAUCAUACGUCCACUCUUGAUACAGUCAACAACCUUGGGAAUCCCUACUCUGAUCAGGGGAAGCUGAAGGAGGCAGAGGAGAUGUACCAGCGAGCACUGGCAGGCUACGAGAAGGCCCUGGGUCCUGAUCAUACGUCUACUCUUCGGACAGUCAACAACCUUGGGAAUCUCUACGCUAAACAGGGGAAGCUGAAGGAAGCAGAGGAGAUGUAUCAGAGAGCACUGGCAGGCAAGGAGAAGGCCCUGGGUCUUGAUUAUACGUCUACUCUUGAUACAGUCUAUAACCUUGGGAAUCUCUACGCUAAACAGGGGAAGCUGAAGGAAGCAGAGGAGAUGUACCAGCGAGCACUGGUAGGCUACGAGAAGGCCCUGGGUCCUGAUCAUAUAUCUACUCUUCAGACAGUCAACAACCUUGGGAAUCUCUACGCUAAACAGGGGAAGCUGAAGGAAGCAGAGGAGAUGUACCAGCGAGCACUGGCAGGCAAGGAGAAGACCCUAGGUCCUGAUCAUACAUCUACUCUUGAUACAGUCCAUAACCUUAGUCUUCUUUACUCUGAUCAAGCCAAGCAGGAAGAAGUAGAGAUUCGCCAGCGAGGACUGGCAGGCAGUCACAAGGCCGCGCCCCUAGAUCGCACUAGAAGCCGGCGGAUUGAUCAGAUGAGUUAA
Molecule: messenger RNA, 3150 nt
Organism: Penicillium cosmopolitanum
Lineage: Eukaryota; Fungi; Ascomycota; Eurotiomycetes; Eurotiales; Aspergillaceae
Exons: 3
Coding region: 1-3150 (1049 amino acids)
Biological process (GO): nucleoside metabolic process
Cellular component (GO): kinesin complex
Molecular function (GO): catalytic activity; ADP binding; protein binding
Source: RefSeq, a predicted model, not a curated record